This is a messenger RNA of Fusarium verticillioides 7600, 1745 nucleotides long. RefSeq lists its product as hypothetical. Lineage: Eukaryota; Fungi; Ascomycota; Sordariomycetes; Hypocreales; Nectriaceae. The coding region runs from base 95 to 1633 and encodes 512 amino acids. The transcript has a single exon. The record is from RefSeq and is a predicted model, not a curated record.
CAGGAUAUUAGCCGAGCAAGGAUUGGGCUCAUUUCAAUUCAUACUUACCUUUAUCUUUAUACACAACACACUUAAUGGCGCCACAUCUCUCAUAAUGGACUCACAUGACCAAAGUCGCCGAAACCUCGGUCUUCUCGAGCGUCUCCAUCUCGAGAUUCUGCACCAAGUCAUCUACACACUGCCCAACGCUGAUAUCAAGAAUCUCCGCCUGACUUGCUCUUAUCUCGGGAACAUCUCUCUCCCACGUUUCAGCCGCACAUUCAUAUCCGCUAAUCCGCGCGACAUUGAGGUCUUUACCUUGAUUGCGAAUCAUGAUAUAUUUCGUCUCAAAGUCACCGAGAUCAUCUACGAUGACUCACGCUUUGAUCAUUCUUUGAGAAGAUGGUCUCCGGAUAUAAUUGAAGAAUAUGAUGACCCCACAACUCCACUCUACUGGUUUAGAGAGGCUUACAAUUCCAUUGUCAGAGGCAUUGACGCUGAAGAAGGGGAGAAUGAUUAUAUCCCUCACGUCAAGGAAGCUUUCAAGACUCGCUGCACCAUGCGUGAAUCAUGGGAAGUACAUUGCAAGCUUAAAUCGCAGCAAGAUGAAGUGCUUGUGUCAGGUCGCGACGCUGACGCUCUAAGAUAUGGUCUUUGGCGCUUUCCAAACCUGAAAAGAGUUACUCUGAGUCCUGCUGCUCAUGGCAUUCUAGGAAGACCUUUAUAUCCCACGCCUACUAUCAGAUCUUUCCCCGAAGGCCUGAUAUACCCUCUGGAACGUUGCUGGCCCAAACCAGACCCACUGGGAGACUACUCCCUUACCCCUUGGGAUAAAAUAUCGAAACAAGAAUGGCGUGGAUUCUGUGUCGUUACGAAAGAGAUCGCCCGCCAUAUUCGUGAGAACCCGGUGUUUGGCCUCUCCGAGUUCAUUGCGGAAGGUCGGCAGUUUUGGACAGGAAUCAACUGCCAUAUCUUUGACUAUCCAGUGAGGGAGGAGUAUCGCGACCUUGUCACUAUUCUAAGUCACCCUCCGCUCAGACGCUUGGAGUUAUCAUUCGCUUGCGGUGAAGAGUCCAAGCACAACUGGCCCUCUUUCCGUUCAGGCCGCCUCUUUAGAGCUCUGAGUAAAGCAACGAGCUUGCAGGAUCUUCGUUUUGAUACUCGCAUUCCCCUUCAGCACAGAAUAUGGCACCAAUUUGUAGACUACGCGCAGAACGGUAUGCCUCUGCAAAGCAUGUUUCCCAUCAACGCGUGGUCUAAUAUACGUCGCUUUGCGCUUUCUCGGUCUUUUGUCAGACAGAAAGAUGUCAUGGCCUUUAUUUCUACACUUCCAUCGUCACUCGAGUCGCUGGAGCUAAGUUUCCUCAGCUUCCUUCCUUGCGAGGGAACUUACAGGGAUCUAUUACAGGAUAUGCGCUGUAAUUCAGGGUGGAGAGAGAGGCCGGCGGGCAAUCGGCCGAAGCUUAUUGUAUUAGUUGUUGAGAAUGAAUCCUUGAUUAAUGGCGCUGCUAUGGACUUGAGUCAUGCGGCUAUGGACUACGUCUAUCACCACGGGGACAAUCCAUUUGUAGAGGAUCAGAUCUUGGAGGUUCUGGAGGGUAAAGGGACAUUAGUAGAUCUUCUUGAUCCAAUGUACGGCGAAGAAUUGUAUUAACGUAGGAUCGCGCCAGUCUAGUAAUUACAGUCCAUGGUUGUUGCAUAAGGCAUAGACCUCUCGUUCUUUGAUUGUACUAGUCAAAUGGCAUUCACAAACCCCCAAAGUUUAG